Molecule: messenger RNA, 3555 nt
Organism: Mus pahari (shrew mouse)
Lineage: Eukaryota; Metazoa; Chordata; Mammalia; Rodentia; Muridae
Gene: Anpep
Product: alanyl aminopeptidase, membrane
Exons: 20
Coding region: 215-3199 (994 amino acids)
Biological process (GO): proteolysis; peptide catabolic process
Cellular component (GO): cytoplasm
Molecular function (GO): zinc ion binding; metalloaminopeptidase activity; peptide binding
Source: RefSeq, a predicted model, not a curated record
GCCAGCUCUGCACACUGUUUCAUUUCCGAUCUCUCCAGAGCCCGGGCAGAGCGUACCCCUGUCCGGCCUGGUGACCUUCGCCUGAGCUCUGGUUAAUAUUUGUCCGACCCAAAGGCAGUGGGGCUCCACCCCCUGUUAGGAUAUAAACUGGCCCUGGGGCUGCUCUCCUUUCCACUUGGCCUGAGCUGUUCUGAGCUCCCUGCCCGCCGGCAUCAUGGCCAAGGGGUUCUACAUUUCCAAGACCCUGGGCAUCUUGGGCAUCCUGUUGGGUGUGGCAGCGGUGUGUACCAUCGUAGCUCUGUCGGUGGUCUAUGCUCAGGAGAAGAAUAGGAAUGCAGAGAACUCUGUCACAGCCCCCACGCUCCCGGGCAGCACCUCAGCCACCGCCUCAGCCACCACCUCAGCCACCGCCUCAGCCACCGCCUCAGCCACCGCCUCAGCCACCACCUCAGCCAACACCUCAGUCACCACCUCAGCCACCACCCCUGCUGUAGAUGAAAGCAAGCCUUGGAACCAGUAUCGCUUGCCUAAGACUCUUAUACCUGACUCCUACCGGGUGAUCCUGAGACCCUACCUCACCCCCAACAACCAGGGCCUGUACAUCUUCCAAGGCAACAGCACCGUUCGCUUUACCUGCAACGAGUCCACGAAUGUCAUCAUCAUCCACAGCAAAAAGCUCAACUACACCCUCAAAGGAAACCACAUGGUGGCGUUACGAGCCCUGGGUGGCACCCAGGCACCUAACAUUAACAAAACGGAACUGGUAGAGCGUACUGAAUACCUGGUGGUGCACCUGCAGGGGUUCCUGGUAAAGGACCAACAGUACGAGAUGGACAGUGAGUUCCAGGGGGAACUGGCUGAUGACCUGGCUGGCUUCUACCGCAGCGAGUACAUGGAAGGAGGCGUCAAGAAGGUGGUGGCUACAACGCAGAUGCAGGCCGCUGAUGCCCGGAAAUCCUUCCCGUGCUUUGAUGAGCCAGCCAUGAAGGCCACGUUCAACAUCACGCUCAUCUACCCCAACAACCUCAUAGCUCUGUCUAAUAUGUUUCCCAAAGAGUCCAAGCCCUAUCCGGAAGACCCUUCUUGCAUCAUGACUGAGUUCCACUCCACCCCCAAGAUGUCCACGUACCUGCUGGCCUACAUCGUGAGCGAGUUCAAAAAUAUAAGCUCCGUCUCAGCCAAUGGUGUCCAGAUUGGAAUCUGGGCUCGGCCCAGUGCCAUUGAUCAGGGCCACGGUGAUUAUGCACUGAAAGUUACAGGCCCCAUCCUAAAUUUCUUUGCCCAACAUUAUAAUACAGCCUACCCUCUACCAAAGUCUGACCAGAUCGCCCUGCCCGACUUCAACGCUGGAGCCAUGGAGAAUUGGGGGCUGGUGACCUACCGUGAGAGCUCCCUGGUCUUCGACCCUCAGUCCUCCUCCAUUAGCAACAAGGAGCGGGUGGUCACUGUGAUUGCUCACGAGCUGGCCCAUCAGUGGUUCGGCAACCUGGUGACUGUGGCUUGGUGGAAUGAUCUGUGGCUGAAUGAGGGCUUUGCCUCCUACGUGGAAUAUCUGGGUGCUGACUAUGCAGAGCCCACCUGGGAUCUGAAAGACCUCAUGGUACUGAAUGACGUGUACCGUGUGAUGGCAGUGGAUGCUCUCGCCUCCUCCCACCCACUGUCCAGUCCUGCCAACGAGAUCGAAACACCAGCCCAGAUCAUGGAGCUGUUUGACAGCAUCACCUACAGCAAGGGAGCCUCCGUCCUCAGGAUGCUGUCCAGUUUCCUGACAGAGGACCUGUUUAAGAAGGGCCUUGCAUCUUAUCUCAAUGCCUACCAGUACUCGAACACCGUUUAUCUGGACCUGUGGGAACACCUGCAAAAGGCCGUGAACCAACAGACAGCUGUCCAACUCCCGGCCCCAGUGAGCACUAUCAUGGACCGCUGGAUUCUACAGAUGGGCUUUCCCGUUAUCACUGUGAACACCAAUACAGGAGAAAUCUCCCAGGAACACUUCCUCCUGGACCCCAAGUCCAACGUUACCCGCCCCUCCCAGUUUGGUUACCUCUGGAUCGCGCCCAUUCCGUUUCUCAAAAAUGGACGGGAGGAUCACUACUGGCUGGAGGUCCAGAAAAACCAGAGUGAAAAGUUCCGGACAUCCUCCAAUGAAUGGAUCUUACUGAACAUUAAUGUAACCGGCUACUACCAGGUUAACUAUGACGAAAACAACUGGAGGAAGCUUCAAAAUCAGUUGCAAACAGACCUUUCUGUUAUCCCUGUCAUCAACCGAGCACAGAUUAUUCACGACUCCUUCGACCUGGCCAGUGCUCAAAAGAUACUCAUCACCCUGGCGCUGAACAACACUCUCUUCCUGGUCAAAGAAAUAGAGUACAUGCCCUGGCAGGCUGCCCUGAGCAGCCUCAACUACUUGACGCUCAUGUUCGACCGUUCGGAGGUCUAUGGCCCCAUGAAGAGGUAUCUGAAGAAGCAAGUCACGCCCCUCUUCUUCUACUUCCAAAAUAGAACCAACAACUGGACCACUCGUCCCUUGACGCUGAUGGAGCAGUACAAUGAAAUUAACGCCAUCAGCACUGCCUGUUCCAGUGGUCUCAAAGAGUGUAAGGACCUGGUCGUUGGGCUUUAUAGUCAGUGGAUGAGCAACCCUAAUAAUAACCCGAUCCACCCCAACCUUCGGUCUACUGUCUACUGCAAUGCCAUUGCUUUCGGUGGCGAGGAAGAGUGGAACUUUGCUUGGGAACAGUUCCGGAACGCAACUCUGGUGAACGAGGCAGACAAACUCCGAUCAGCCUUGGCCUGUAGCAAAGAUGUGUGGAUUUUGAACAGGUACCUAAGUUACACUCUGAACCCGGACUACAUCCGGAAGCAGGACGCCACCUCCACCAUCAUCAGCAUCGCCAGCAAUGUGGCUGGGCAGUCUCUGGUUUGGGACUUUGUCCGAAGCAACUGGAAGAAACUGUUUGAGGAUUACGGCGGAGGAUCUUUCUCCUUUGCCAAUCUCAUCCAGGGAGUGACCCGGCGCUUCUCCUCUGAGUUUGAGCUGCAGCAGCUGGAGCAGUUUAAGGCAGAAAACUCGGCCACAGGCUUCGGCACCGGCACUCGGGCUCUGGAGCAAGCCCUGGAGAAGACGAAGGCCAACAUCAACUGGGUGAAGGAGAACAAAGAUGUGGUAUUCAAGUGGUUCACAGAGAACAGCAGUUAGUCCCUGGUUCGGAGAACCACUUGUCCCAGUGUGACACCUCUUACUAUCUCAGCAGCCUGUCCAUCCUCAGAGCUCCAGAGGAUGGACAGCAUCCUACCCUUGAGGAUGAAGUCUCCAGCCUGUGGAGCCAGCCUAGCUCCUAACCGUCAGGCUGCCAGACACCUCCCAGUUCUUGCCCCUCGUGCCAACUCUGCCCCAGGCCCAGGCCUCUGUGGCUAAUCUCAGGGAAACCCAGCUCUGAGGCUAGAUUUACUGGACAAAGGGCAGCCUGGAAAGAGACUCCCUGAAUGCUUUACUGUCCCCACCCCUCCCCUCCCCCACAAGAUCCAGAACCAAAGAAUCAACAGGGCACAAGA